AUGUCGUUUGCUCAGAAGGUGAUGGUUUUGACGGUUGGCUCCGGGAGUUGGAGAAGCAUUUGGUACCCCGGCUACCAUUCUGAGCAAGAAAAUGGGAUUUAUGUAAAUGGAUAUCUCCAUUGGAUAGGCCAGUGUGGUAAGGGUUCUUUGGUGAUACAUUCCUUUAACCUUGAAAGUGAGAGUUAUGAGCAGUUACCAAUGCCACCUUGUUGUUUUGAUCCCCAUAAAGCUCAGUUGAACCUUGGAGUCUUUAACGGCUGCCUUUCUAUAACUGUUCGCUCGAGCUAUUAUAUCAGGAUUUGGGUGAUGAAGAAUUAUGGUGUUAAGGAGUACUCUUGGACCAGAGAGGUUGACAUUAGAGAAAUACUGGGUGGUCUUGUAAAACGUAGUUGUGAUUAUCCUACUCGUGUUCUAGAAUACACAAAGGAGAGGCAAGUCUUGGUGUUAGAUAAUAGGUUGCAGAGUUAUAGUACUCCAAACGAGGGCUUUGUGAAGAAUGAGGUUGAUGGGAUAGAAAAUAUUCAUGAUGCUGCAUAUGUCCAUAUUCAAAGCUUUGUUCUGCUUAAAGAUCUCAUCAGGGGUUCGAGCAUAUAUGUUCAAAGAUUUAGGCAUGAUAAGAAGUCUGGCAAGUUGGUUGCUCAUAAUCCUAGGGGUUAG
Molecule: messenger RNA, 657 nt
Organism: Rosa chinensis
Lineage: Eukaryota; Viridiplantae; Streptophyta; Magnoliopsida; Rosales; Rosaceae
Product: putative F-box protein At3g16210
Exons: 1
Coding region: 1-657 (218 amino acids)
Source: RefSeq, a predicted model, not a curated record